AAAAGAGGCUCCGAAAUAUAUUUAGCAAAAUUAUAACACGAUUUGAUGAUACACAUCAACUAAGAGGCGGCACUUCAUUAAACAUCAAAGCGAAUUGCGUCCAACCGCAAAACGUGCAACAGCAACACCACAGCAGCAACAGCAACAGCAACAGCAGCACAUUAAAGUGCCAUUGAAAAAAUGUUGGCAAUGCCCACGCUAAUGAUGCCUGCAACAGCACAGAUGACGCUCAGCAGUCAGCCGUUGUCGGUGGGCGCCAAGCCCUAUGAGACUAAGCUGCUGGCCAUACACCAGACACACCUGCAGCAGCAGCAGCAACAGGCGCCAGCUCAGCAGCAGCAGCAGGCGCAGCAUCAGGUUAAUGUGAAGCAGCAACAGCAGUCUUCUCAGCAAAUGUCCAUUGUUACCACUCAGCAGCAGCAGCAUCAUCCACAGUCCCAGUCGCCGCAUCAGCAGCAGUCGCAGCAUCAAGCGGUUGCUGCAGCCGCUGCAGCUGCAGCAGCAGCCGCUCAUCAUCAGCAGCAGCAACAAGCUGCUGUCGCCGCGGCCGUUUGUGCCGCCCAGCAGCAGGCGGUGGCCGUUCAACAACAGCAGCAGCAACAACAGCAGCAGCAGCAGCAAUACCAAAUCCACUCGCAACAGCAGUCGCCGCAGCAGGUGCUCAGCGUUUCGCCCAAGCAGGAACAAUUCCACAUCUUUGUGGGUGACUUAAGUUCAGAAAUUGAAACUCAGCAGUUGCGCGAAGCAUUCACACCUUUCGGCGAAAUCUCCGAUUGCCGUGUGGUGCGUGAUCCACAAACAUUGAAAUCGAAGGGCUACGGUUUUGUGUCUUUCAUUAAGAAAUCGGAAGCUGAGAGCGCCAUUACGGCCAUGAACGGGCAGUGGCUUGGCUCCCGCUCAAUUCGCACGAAUUGGGCCACACGGAAACCGCCGGCGAGUAAAGAGAAUGUCAAGCCGUUGACUUUCGAUGAGGUCUACAACCAGAGCAGUCCCUCCAAUUGCACCGUUUAUGUGGGCGGCGUUAACAGCGCCCUCACCGCACUCAGCGAGGAGGUGCUACAGAAAACAUUUGCGCCCUACGGCGCGAUACAGGAAAUACGCGUCUUCAAGGACAAGGGCUACGCAUUCGUGCGCUUCUCCACCAAGGAGGCCGCCACUCAUGCCAUCGUCGGUGUGCACAACACCGAAAUCAAUGCACAGCCUGUUAAGUGCUCCUGGGGCAAGGAGAGCGGCGACCCAAACAAUUCCCAGACUAUGGCCAGCCAGGCUUUAAACAGCGCCGCUGCCGCUGGCUUUCCGUAUGGCGUGAGCGCUGCUGCUGCCGCCGCUGCCGCUUAUGGGCAGCAGUUGGCCGCCACUGGGUGCUGGUAUUCGCCGACGCCCACCUAUCCGGCCUCGUCGGCCACCGCAGCCGCUGUAACACCUGCUGCAGCGGCCGCCAGCGCUGCGGCUGUACAGAAUCAGUUCCUGCAGGGCAUCCAAGGCUACCAUUUCAGCCAGUACGGAGGCUAUCAGCAGGGCUACAUGGGAAUGGGCGUGCAGAUACCAGCCACUUGGCAAGGCGUCACCCAGGCCCAGAUCUCGCCGGCCCAACAGUUGGCAACGGGUGUUGCAGGCACUGCUAUACCACAGGCCGCCGGCGUGGUUGCUUAUCCGAUACAGCAGUUCCAAGUGAGCCCACAGUUGCCAGAAGAUGAAUGGUUAGCUGCAAAUUUAUUGUGUUAGAACAAACAAAAACCAGAUACAAAUUAUGUAAAGAUACAUAGAUACAGAUGAAACCCAUGUGUUCCACAAGUCUAUAGAACUUGUAAUUUGCUAUAUUUCAUAAACUCUACCCACAAACAUACUCUUAUUUGGAUUUUGUAAAACUCAGUUUAAGUCGAACUCGAGUUGACUCUCAUUUAUUUAUUUGCCGGCCUUAGACUGGAAAUGUUUUUUUUUUCAUAUCGAGUUCACAAAUUUCAUAGCCAUAAAAUGUGGUAGGGAAUAGCAAAUUGCGAGUGUAAAUGGUCUGUGCAAUGUAUGGGAGAGGGAUUAGCUAACACUAAAGGAAACGUCACACAAGUACAUGCAUACCUACAUAGUCGUACAUAUAAUGAAUACAAUCAAAAUAUGCCAUCGAAUGAUAUUAAUUGAUAUUAGCCAUAAUAAAUGCAAAACUGUAAUAAAAUACCUAUACAUAGAAAUUAAAUGAGCGCAUAACCAAUUCGCUUCAGCAAAACAAACCAAAAAUACAAUAAUGCAAAUUCCGAAGAUCCUGUUUAAUUUUAUGCAUGUCCGACAAUGCCCAACAAUUACAACAGAAAUAACAAAACAGCAAUUAGCGCAUCCAGACACACACGAGGUGAACUAGUUAGUGAGCAUAGGAACACACAAACACACACACAUUACUUAAUAGUUGAGAUGCCCCCAUAUAUUGCAUGUAGAACUUUUCGUAUAAGAACUAGCUGAGUCAUCAGAGGGUAAAAAGAGGGUACACUUACAGUGGAACCUGGUGCAGCAUCACCACGCCUCCAACUGGCCAUCCCCAUCUAAGUGUACGUUUGUAUGAAAGGCAUAUAGAAAUCGUAGUUCACUGGAUGUCAAACAAAAGUUAGUUUUAACACACACUUACAAAGAUACACACAUGCAUACAGCUAGAGAUAUUACUGUUUAUGUAGAAAGUAUUAAGAGAGCAAGAAAAUAUGCUUGUAUUGUGUACAUCAAUACAUACACAUAUUUAAAGGUAUACAUACAUACACAUUUAGCAUAGCAAUUUAGUAUACUUAUACAUAUACAUAUAUGCAUACAGACGAGUACAGUAAACUAGGUACGAGUACGCACGGCAAAUGAUAUUCUCGUGUGUGUCCUCCACAUACAUAUAUCUAUGCGUAAAUGUGCGAGUAUGUCUUGGAUGAUAAAUUACAAAUAAAUGUUCAAAAUAAAAACCAAUUAAAAUGAUAACAACAAAACAACAUACAUAUAACAUGUAAUAGAUCAACUAAAAAUAACUGCAGAUGAAUUUUGCUGUUUAAAGGGGCAGCUGGGGGAAAACGGGGGCUUUGAUUUGCAUAUGGCGAGCUUUAUCUUUAUUGUUUCGGCGUAUCUUUAUUUUUGUAUCCAAUUGAUGUGAGUGUGUGCGCAUUGUUUACAAUAUAUUGUGAACACACACGGGCAAAAGUUGGUUGCAUUUUUUCAUCCAGCCGGGAAGUGCAAUGACAGUUAGCGGAGAGGAGGGAGAGGCAAGUAGUAGUACUAGAGUUCAAAAUACAUAAUUGAAUGUUGUGUAUGCAUGUCUAUAGCUAACCGAGCUCACAUACGCAGGAUCGCAAAGUAUAACCUUAACCUUAACCGUAACCGUAACCGUAACCGUAACCGUACCCGUAACCGUAACCGUAAUCGUAACCGUAACCUUAACCGUAACCUAAUCGAACCACGAAACAGACAUAGCUUAAGAAACAAGCGAGUUGUAAUGUACACUAAGAUGUUUUUAGCACUAGAACUAACGAGUAGUAGGACUAUGAGAGGCAUUGCAUGUUUCAACAUGACAAGAAACGAUUUAGACGUAGAUGUGAUUUUAAAAAGGAGCAAGGCAGAGCUUUCGAUUCUGAGAGAUUGAAGCUGAUGCGUUAACUGCAAUUUUGUGUUGUUAUUUGGUUUAUGAAAAAAAGCGACAAAAUAAGAAAUAAAAUGACGAUUUUUGUUAAGUAAACAAUAACUUAGACAGAUACAAAUUUAAAGCAUUGUUGACCAAACCAAUAAAAAAAGUUUAAAAAAUUUGGCUAUAAGAAAAAACAGAACAUUUA
This is a messenger RNA of Drosophila novamexicana, 3785 nucleotides long. Its product is annotated as nucleolysin TIA-1. The transcript has 8 exons. NCBI's taxonomy places the organism in Eukaryota, Metazoa, Arthropoda, Insecta, Diptera, Drosophilidae. The record is from RefSeq and is a predicted model, not a curated record. The coding region runs from base 181 to 1725 and encodes 514 amino acids. Gene Ontology annotation, molecular function: RNA binding.